AUGGAGCGGAAAAGGGUCACGCGGACAUGUGUGGCGGUGUGGUUGUGCACGCUGUACGUGUUUGUAGCAUCUGUCACGGAAGUUUCCUCAGCGACAACCGUUCGUUCCCAGCAAGAUGGUAAGCCUUUCGGUAUUUCUGGAUAUCAUGGAGGCGCCACGCUGAGCAAAUCUAGCGCUGGCGAAGGCCGUCUGACGACUCUCAGAGAAAUCGACGGUGUGCAGCCGCAACCCGGCGGAAUGCCAUCUCAUCCAAACGGCAUUGACAUGGAGAUCUCAGAGCGAAUUUUUUCCUCUCUUCCGAAACAUCGUUCCUUUUCGUUUUCCUCCGGAAGUGCUGAUGCUCACGAAACGGAGGCUUCUUCCUUUUUCUCUCACCUGUUUGCCCCCCUUCUAGAAGGGUCGGAGCUGCGAUCAGCUUCUGGAAUUUUCCCUGCUGACCUCCCGUCAGUGUCUACCCUUCUCACUGAUAGGCUGGACGAGGUGGUCCGCGCAAUUCUUCAAGCGAUUCUGCCUGUGCCUCUCGACCGCAUGCCUCCUCAACUUGGGGAAGGAUCAUCCGCUCCCUCCAGCGGGCCGGAUUCACCUUCACGCGUCGGAGCCUCCACGCGCUCUAGUGUAGUGAAUGCGUCGGGGGAUGUGUUUUCUUCGGGGCAGGCUGCCUCCGAGGAAGGCGGCAACGGGUCUGGCGUGCAUGAAACGGUCCUUGGUGGUGAGCUUAGCCGUCUCCACUCUAUCAUUCGCCAAUUUCCACAGCUUCUACUUGUCGUAGGCGGCCACCUUCUUUUUUUUGUGUUUGUCUUUCACUCAAGGCGUCGUCAAGGCCUUCAGCUCCUCCUCUUGUUUUUUCUGUCUUUCCUUCUCUUGUGCUCCAAGCACGUCAGUGACGUUUGCGACCGCCUGCUGUACAACUACGGCGACAAGUUCGCAUUUUGCCACUUUUUCUCUCUCUCUACAGAAGAGGGCCAGCAGUUUCUGCUGGUGUUCUGGUGCAUUCCACUCUUAGCCUGCUUGGUGACGCUGGCGGGUUUGCUACUCUGGGAACUGACGAACUCCGUGUUUCUCCUCGCCAAAUGGAAGAAGCAAGCUGCUGAACAGGCGCGUCAGCGACAGAGUGAACAAGGCCGCAAUACGGGACACGAAACGCACCAGAGCGGACUGUCCGAUCACGCAGGAGAGGGGGGACUGCGGUGUCGAGUGGAACCUAAACGAGACCAGUGA
Neospora caninum is the source of this 1218-nucleotide messenger RNA. RefSeq lists its product as hypothetical. The coding region runs from base 1 to 1218 and encodes 405 amino acids. The transcript has a single exon. NCBI's taxonomy places the organism in Eukaryota, Apicomplexa, Conoidasida, Eucoccidiorida, Sarcocystidae. The record is from RefSeq and is a predicted model, not a curated record.